Cuscuta campestris is the source of this 2981-nucleotide messenger RNA. Lineage: Eukaryota; Viridiplantae; Streptophyta; Magnoliopsida; Solanales; Convolvulaceae. The record is from the annotation of a GenBank genome assembly.
GUUGGUCAACCGUCUAAAGAACCGAAUGUAAAGUUGAAUUGAUUUUUAUUAAAAGGAUAAACAUAUGCACGAUCUUAAUUGUUGAAUUAUUAUGUUUAUUCUUGUGCUACAAUGGAGUACCACUCAGCGUCAAUGCUGAGCGGAUAGCGUUGUUUUCCUUUUUGCUAUCCGUAGGUGAUCAGACAGAUGAACCUAGAGCCGAUCCCAGAAGGCAUUGAGGAGGAGAUGUAUGAUGGCGUGGCUGUCUCUUUAAUCUGCUGAUAUGCUUUAUUUAAUUAACUUUAAUGCUUAUUACGUUUUCGGGCAAGAUCCCAAGUUGUUUGACUUUAAAAAGGCUUCCGCAUUAUUUUAAAUUACUCCGAUGAAUUUUUAUAUGUAUUGAUAGAACGUUUGUUUAAAAUUGUUUUGAAAAUGUCGCAAAUUCGGAUACCAAUUCAGUGACACACCGGUCCGCUGUCUCACGGGUUUGGGUCAUGCGGGUUGGGGUGUUACAGGUGCAAGCCACCACUGAGGGGGUCAACAUCCCCAUGGUUGCGACCCAACCGGCUGUUUCUGCUCCCGUGUUGCCGUUGGGUCUGAGUUCAAUCCCAACACCCAGCGUGGUCAGCCCAUUCACGAUCCUUGUCCCUUCUGCUGGACCGAGGGUCACGUUCCCACCAAGCAUGACCCGGUUCAUGAAUGACCCAGCCAAUCUACAGGUCAUCCAAGGCUUUGGCCAGACGCCGGUACCACAGCCAUCGCCUUUCCAGCCGCAGUUGGUUAGCGCUGUGGCCCCCGUCAAUUUGACUGGUGCACUUAACGCCACCGGUCCGUCACGCCCUCCACAAAACUCCCAUCCCCAGACAACUCCAGAGGGUCAUUGCAUCUCUGUGGAGAGUGGUGAUGAAGAGUGGGACGUCCCUAGAGCCCACAAAAGGAAGAAGGGAAAGGCCCUCAGGCCGGCAACUUCCCGGAACUCCGCCUUCAAAAGGUUGGGGGACAGGGAAGAAGAGCCUCCAAGAACAAGGGCUUCACGCCAGGAAGAAGAAGCAGAAAGCCAACCCCGUGGGCCGGUGGCUAACCGGCUAACCAUCCCGAAUGAUCGCGUCCAACAGAUGGAGGCGAAACUAGAGAGGUUGGAGAAGAAAGCGGGGGAGAAGAAUGACCGGGAUAAACCCCUCGCCGGGUCCCCAUUCACAACAAGGGUCCAUCUGACACGUUUCCCACGUAAGGUCAAGAUAGACACCCCGAGGUUCACCGGGAAGGAAGACCCAGAGAUCCAACUGGAUUACUUCAACCAGAGUGCAACCAUGAACGGUUGCACAGACGAAGAAAAGUGCCUCCUUUUCUUCCAAACCUUGCAGAAUCGAGCUAGUGAAUGGUUCAACAAGCUUCGCCCAGGAAGUAUUGAUUCAUUCAGCAAUUUGGCCUCAAAAUUCAAGGCCAAGUUCCAGGAAAAUUGUACUAAGAGGAACAAAUUCACCAAUCUUAGUACAACCGAGCAGAGGGAAUCUGAGAACUUCACUCAGUUCCUUACCCGGUGGAAGGAAGAGGUAGACAAGGAAGCCUACCAUACGGCAUGGGAAUUCGCGGAGGCAGAGACCCAGCUCCGGGCAAAGAAAGAAGCUGAGCAUGGCUUCAAGCCAAAUCCUGUGCAAAUAAAGAAGGAAGAGGCACCGGGAUCUAUCCGGCCAAGGCAUCACUAUGACACGGUUGUCUGCGUGGUCAAUACAGAAGAGUUCCAGGAGCCCGAUCCUGAUAAAGAACACAUUGGAAUGAUAUUUGGCGGACCUGAAGGUGGAGAUUCAGCCGCGCAACGAAAGAACUGGGUCUGCAGCAUUUACGUUGGAGAAGUAAGUGCUGACCCGGUCAGACGAAAGCAAACGAGAAGGGAACCGAUCGUCUCCACCGACCGGGACCUUCCAGCUACCGGUGAAGAUCAUAAUGAUCCUUUGGUUAUCACCAUGGACAUUAACGGGGUGGAUGUUGCCCGGGUACUAGUUGACACCGGCAGCAGUGUCAACAUUCUGUACUUGGAGACUUUCCAAAAACUCAGGUUGUGUCGGACACAACUCGAGCCCCUCAAGACUCCUCUCUUAGGCUUCACGGGAGACACCGUGGAAGCAGAAGGACCCAUAGUCCUACCGGUCGAACUCGAGUCGGGGGACAAAACCGUGUGGAAGAAGAUGCGGUUCAUCGUUGUGGACAUCAAAUACAACCUCCGGUUGAAUCCUAAGAAAUGCGUCUUCACGGUUCGCACCAGGAAGUUCUUGGGAUUCAUGGCUACCAAGAGAGGAAUAGAGCCCAACCAAGAAAAAAUCCGGGCUAUCACCAAAAUGCAGGCCCCUACCUCUGUUAGGGAUGUUCAAAAGUUGACUGGCUGUCUGGCAGCCCUCAGCUGGUUUCUUUCCCGGUCAGCUGAGAGAUCCCUGCCCUUCUUCAAUGUCCUGAAGAAGGCCAACACGUUUGCAUGGGACGAAGACUGCCAGAAGGCAUUUGAGGAGCUGAAGGAGUACCUAGUGGUACAUGGUGGAAUAUUGUUUACCACCCCAGAAGGCUUCAAGAUCUACAAUGCACUCGUCUUCAACUUCAAAUUAACAAAUAACGAGGCGGAAUAUGAAGCUCUAGCUGGAGGGCUCAGACUCGCUCAAGCUCUCAAAAUCAGCAGGGUUAGUAUCAAAUCUGACUCUAGCCUGAUUGUUGGGCAGGGCUUCGAGGAAUUCAAGAUCGCCCAAAUUCCCCGGGCGGAAAACGUGGAUGUAGAACUUCUCUCCAAACUGACGCGGUAUGCCCUGAGCAUGUUUCAAAACUUGCCCGGGUGGAGAUCCUUGAUCAUUCCAGCAUAGAGAAACUGGAAGUCGCCACUAUAGCAGCAGCAGGCCAAUCUCACCGGUCAAACACGGUCGGGGCAGAUGACCAUUGGAUGAGCGACCUUAUGAAAUAUUAGACGGAUGGAAGCCUGCCAGACCAAGAUGACCGGGCAAGAAAAGUGAAGCUCAGGG